AUGAAGUUCACUUCGACCUCCGCGCUCGUGAGCGCCCUGCCUCUGGCUGCAGCCUUCCCAGCCCAUAUGCUGGAGGCGAUCAAGAAUGACCCGAACGUCGAAGCCCGUGCCGCCGACGUGAUGGCACUCGCGAAGCGUCAAGCUGGUGCAGACGCUGCCACUGCCAUUUUCGAGGCCAUUCCCACCUUUGACGCUGCGAAGCAACUCAUUGAUGUCGGUCCAGGGAGUGGGCACGAGUGGCAGGCUCCUGGUCCGAAUGACCUUCGUGGAGUGUGCCCCGGCUUGAACGCCUUUGCCAACCACGGCUUCUUGCCACGAUCGGGCUAUGCCACUAUCCAGCAGUUCAUUGAUGUCACGACCUCGGUCGUCGGCAUGGGAGAGGAUUUGGCAGGCUUUUUGGCAAUCCUGGGAGCUUUGAUCGACUCGGGAGACCUUCAAGCGUGGUCCAUCGGCGGGACUCCACCACCAGGAGUGGGCGGACCUCUCGCGCAGGGAGGCAAUGGAUUGAUCGGGUCGCACAACAAGUACGAGAACGACGUAUCUCCCACGCGGCCAGACUUGUAUCAGGCGGGAAACAACUACAUCACGCAAGCCAGCCAGUUCCAAGAACUCAUCAACGUCUCUCCCGGCGGAGUCGUCACCUUGGACAGUCUAACCACGCACCGCUCCAACCGAUUCGACUCGUCCAUUGCCAACAACCCUUACUUCUUCAACGCCCCCUUCCCCGGUCUCCUCGUGCAAUCCGCCGCUUUCACAUUCAUCUACCGCUUCAUGGCCAACCACUCCGCCGAAGACCCCAUCGGCACACUCUCCUACUCCACCAUCAAGAGCUGGUUCGCCAUCAGCGGCGAAGACGGAAAUUACUCAGCCACGCAAGGCCACGAACGAAUCCCGGAUAAUUGGUAUCGCCGCUCUCUCACAUCCACGUACACGAUCCCUUAUUUCCUCGGCGACACGGUCGUCGCAGCAGGAUUACACGCCAAAUUCCUCAACGUGGGGGGCAAUUUAGACGGGCAAACGAAUAAUUUCGCAGGCGUCAAUGUCUCGGAUUUGACGGGUGGGGUGUUCAAUUCUGCGGAUUUGUUGCGGGGGAAUAAUUUGGGUUGUUUUGCUUAUCAGACUGUGGCGCAAGUUAAGACGGAUUUUCUGCUGGAUGAUGUGCUCAAUCAGGUGCAGAGUGCUGUUGGGUCGGUGGUUGAGCAGUUGGGAUGUCCGCAGUUGAGGAGGUUGGAUGAGGAGCAGUUGGAGCGGUUUCCGGGUUAUCAGAAGGCUCCGAGUUUUGGGAAGAUGAUUUAG
Molecule: messenger RNA, 1296 nt
Organism: Sphaerulina musiva SO2202
Lineage: Eukaryota; Fungi; Ascomycota; Dothideomycetes; Mycosphaerellales; Mycosphaerellaceae
Product: Cloroperoxidase
Exons: 2
Coding region: 1-1296 (431 amino acids)
Molecular function (GO): peroxidase activity
Source: RefSeq, a predicted model, not a curated record